Molecule: messenger RNA, 564 nt
Organism: Myotis daubentonii (Daubenton's bat)
Lineage: Eukaryota; Metazoa; Chordata; Mammalia; Chiroptera; Vespertilionidae
Product: single-stranded DNA-binding protein 3-like
Biological process (GO): positive regulation of transcription by RNA polymerase II
Cellular component (GO): nucleus
Source: RefSeq, a predicted model, not a curated record
AUGGAGGCCCGCAUCAGACCGGGAAACCAGCCUCUGGGAGGAGUUCCUGGGGCACAGCCCCUGCUGCCCACUUCCAUGGGCCCCGCAGGACAACAAGGGCGCCCCAACAUGGGAGCAAUGCGGAGGAUGAGCCCUCCCUGAGGCAUGGGACCUGUGGGACCUGGCGCAUACGGGGGACCUCCUGUAGGUGGGGCUCCCCCAGGAACACCUCAAGCAUGGACCGGCUCCCGGCAACCCGUCAUGCCUGGUCCUGCAGAUUCCACAAAUUCCAGUGACAACAUCUACACAAAGAUGAAUCCAGUGCCGCCUGGAGGCAGCCAGUCCAACUCCCCGAUGGGUCAGGGCUCCGAGGGCAGAUGGGAGCCAUGGGCGGCAUGGGGCCACACACAGGAGAGGAUCCUUAGGCUCAGGGACAGAGAUGGACUUCCAAGAAAUCCUCCUAACAACAUAAGUGGCAUUAGCCAUCCUCCAGGCACCCCUCCAGGCAAUGGCCAGCUAGGAGGGAACUCCCUCCACUCCUCCCAGAACCACAGUUCUUCUCCAAGGCAGACCAUGAGUGUGUGA